Plodia interpunctella (Indianmeal moth) is the source of this 1217-nucleotide messenger RNA. RefSeq names its product Isopentenyl-diphosphate delta isomerase (gene Idi). Gene Ontology annotation, molecular function: isopentenyl-diphosphate delta-isomerase activity. Lineage: Eukaryota; Metazoa; Arthropoda; Insecta; Lepidoptera; Pyralidae. Gene Ontology annotation, cellular component: cytoplasm. The record is from RefSeq and is a predicted model, not a curated record. Gene Ontology annotation, biological process: isoprenoid biosynthetic process; isopentenyl diphosphate biosynthetic process. The transcript has 6 exons. The coding region runs from base 156 to 917 and encodes 253 amino acids.
ACACUGACAUGAAGCAACCUGAAAAAAAGGGAACAAAAUAGGUAGUAAUCUGUCUGCGCUGCGUUGCAAUUGCGAUUAAUUUUUAUUAUACCUAUAGAAUAAAGCUAUAAAAACAAACACAUAGAAAAUAUUUUACAACCGAGCAAGAAAAUAACAUGUUGGUGCGGAGACUAAGAUCUUUAUGGGGCACAGUGAGGCUGGAAGCAAGAUGUUUUGCAAGUGAGCCUGCUAAACCUGUGACUGCUCCAGUGAAAGACCGAGAUGGGUUAGAUCCUGCACAGGCCGAAGCAUUUGACAAAGACAUAUGUCUCCUGGUGGAUGAGAAGGACAACUUUCUUGGGACUGCCACCAAGAGGGAUUGUCACAGAGUAGACCCCGAUGGCAAUGUAUUGCUACAUCGUGCCUUCAGUGUUUUUCUGUUUAACAAACGAGGAGAUAUGCUUUUACAGAGACGAUCCAGUACAAAGGUAACAUAUCCAGACUACUAUUCAAAUGCGGUCUGCAGUCACCCCCUGUACAUUGAUGACAAACAAGAGGAUGUCAUCACGGCAGCUCGACGUCGACUCAACAUUGAAUUAGGAAUACCAGUGAAUGAUAUGGACCCUGAGCAGUUCACAUUUCUGACCCGCGUCCACUACCACGACCCCGGCGACGGCGUGUGGGGGGAGCACGAGAUCGACCACAUCUUAUUCUUCCAGGGUGAAGUCAAAAUCAAACCCAACUCAGAAGAGAUAUCAGAAUACUGCUUCGUGCCUAAGAAUGAAUUCAAUGCCUUCUUGCCCACAUUAGAAGGCCCUACAACGCCCUGGUUCAACCUGAUCCGUCGCCACAGGCUCAAGCUGUGGUGGGACAAUCUCCACCGCUUGAAAGAGCUCAGUGAUACAAAGAUCCAUAAGCUCAUGGAUGAGAAGAAGUAAUAAUAACGACCAGGUAUAUGAUUUCAAACAAUAAGACAAAUAUAUUAUGAGUAUUAGAUAGAUUAGAUUGGUAAUGAGUAUUAAGUAUGUAUGUGUCAUUUAAGUUUCAUUAUUACUCCUAUUGUUUUCUUAUUUGUGUUAUUUCAAUAUAGACAUGUCCAAGAAUGUAUAGUUAGCUUAGUCUAUUCUUCUACCAUGAAUGAUGUUAUAUAAAUUAUAACAAAAAAAAAAUAAAGGAAAGUGAAUCUGUUUAUAAUAGACUGAUGGGUGCUUCAAAUAUAAAUUUAUCACAAUUCAAAA